AUGGCUUCAGUGGCUCCGUCACCCGGCGACGAGAAACCCUCGUUUGACCUGAACCUCCAACACGGCCACAAGGACCUCGUACAGGCCGUAGCAUUCAACACGUAUGGUGACCGGUGCGCAACAGGCUCGGUAGACGGCAAGAUCCGCGUAUUCAACCGACACCGCGACGGAACCUGGCGUCUAUGCGACACCUGGAGUGCUCACGCUGGUGAGGUUCUCGAGCUCCAAUGGCUCCCAGCAACAGUGUACCCCAAUCUCCUCGCCUCCCUAGGGAUAGAAGGCUGGUUCCGUCUGUGGGCCGAAGACCCGUCAGCCGCGCCGGGACGGCGAUUCAGCGCAGGCGGGGGGGGCUCGCGGCUGACCUCGUCGGCAUCAGCGUCGGCGUCGGCGUCGGCGUCGGCGUCGGCAUCAGCAUCGGCAUCGGCAUCGGCAUCGGCACCGGCACCGGCAUCUGCAUCGGCAUCGGCGUCCCGGCCGGCCUUUGGUACGCGCGCGGGCAGCGGCAAGGCUCCCUACCGCUCCUUCAGCAUGCGACACGUCGACGACGGCGCAGCGCGGCACACGUACCUCGCCCUCCUCGCGGCCGACGGCCGGCUGACCGUCCUGGAGAACGACCAGCCCGAGAAUCUGAGCGAGUAUACGCCCGUGGACGAGUUCGCCGUGUGCGCGCGCCCCCCGCGCGGCGAGGAGGUCUCGUUCCGCGUGCGCUUCGACCCGAACCCGGAGCCGUGCUACGCCGCCCUGCGCGCCGGCGUGCCCUCCGAUGCCCUUGGCCUGGCCGUCGCGGCCAUGGACUCGCUGAGGGUCUACCGGUCCCGCGACGUCGUCACUGUCAGCUACGGCGUCCAGUCCGUCCGCAAGGAGUUCUACCUCGCCGUCGACAUCCCCGGAGGCCCCGGCGCCGACCACCGCGGCCUCAUCCGCGACGUCGCCUGGGCCCCCGGCAACAUAAGGGGUUACGACACCGUUGCUACGGCCUGCCAAGACGGCUUCGCCCGCGAUCGCCUCUGGACCGGCCAGCCCGGCCAGGUCAAGCACCAGUCUCGCCUAGUGUCCAAGCUAGGCAGCUCUAGUCGCCACCCCGUAUGGCGCGUAGGCUUCGACGACGACGGUCAUAUCCUAGGUACCACCGGCGACGACGGGAAGCUGCUGUGCUAUCGACAGACCCCCGACGGUUCCUGGGUCAAGAGUUCGGAGCUGGCCAUGGUGAAGACUAGGAUGGCGGCGCCUUGA
Molecule: messenger RNA, 1233 nt
Organism: Geosmithia morbida
Lineage: Eukaryota; Fungi; Ascomycota; Sordariomycetes; Hypocreales; Bionectriaceae
Product: nucleoporin SEH1
Exons: 3
Coding region: 1-1233 (410 amino acids)
Biological process (GO): positive regulation of TORC1 signaling; cellular response to amino acid starvation
Cellular component (GO): nuclear pore outer ring; Seh1-associated complex
Molecular function (GO): structural molecule activity; protein binding
Source: RefSeq, a predicted model, not a curated record